Jatropha curcas is the source of this 10134-nucleotide messenger RNA. It is a transcript of the gene ATM, whose product is annotated as Serine/Threonine-kinase ATM-like protein. The record is from RefSeq and is a predicted model, not a curated record. Lineage: Eukaryota; Viridiplantae; Streptophyta; Magnoliopsida; Malpighiales; Euphorbiaceae. Gene Ontology annotation, molecular function: protein serine/threonine kinase activity; protein binding. Gene Ontology annotation, biological process: DNA repair.
AUUUCCCACUCUUCCAUGGCCAGCAGUCCGGCACAAACAAUGUCUCUUUCUGUACUUGACGUAAAUGGCUUUGAAGCGAGAUAGUUACUGCGUUUAAUCACUAACAACGGAGAGAUUUUAAAAACCUAAAAAAUCUCAACUCUUACGAUCUCAGAAAAGCUGCUGCCAAUUCUAUCACUUUUCACGCCAAUGCUCGCGCCAGGGAUACUAUUGGUGGCUGUUAUCGUAUCAUUUCCAGUUUAAAAACUUAAAUUCACUAUCUUCAGCGGGAACUUAAUCUCGUUAACCAGCGACUUGGGUUCUAUCAGCAGCUUUUCAUACUUUUCUUCUGCUAAAGCAUCGGCCAUUUCCCGCCAAUUAUCCCUGGAAGAAUGUCGACGAUGGUCACUUCUAGAGAUGUUCAAGAGAUCGUCUCAAAACUCUCAUCUGACAAAGCCAAAAUCCGAGAGGAUGGAAUAAAAUUGUUGAACACAUGGUUAGAAGGAGAAAGAUCCAUAAAGUUCUGCACAUUCCUUGGACAGAACACAGCAAAGCUUAAGCCUAAUGAAAUUCCUCACUCGGAAACAUGGCCAUUUCUCGUGACAUUGCUUACUAAAUGUGUGUCAUUGGAGAUAUCUACUAGCAAGCGAAGAUUACCUAAGGCGAGUCUUGCAAAAACUCUGAGAAUUGUUGUUCAACGAGCUGAGGAUGCUAAGUUUUCCGGCAAGACAUUGCUGCUAUUACCUGUGGUUAAAACGCUCUUUAAUCAUAUAUGGGAUGUCCUCAGCAAUGUUCCAAGCUUUCAGUCAGAAUAUGGGAUUAUUCUUCGGCAUCUAAUAGCAGUUAGAGAUUACCGAUUUCACUUGAGGGACCGCAUCUAUUGCGGGCUUAUUCGUCUUUAUAUAGAGAAAGUGGAAAUGGGCAUGGGAGGGAAAAAUGACAAUCAAGUUAAUAUAAAAGAGGAGGUCUAUCGCUAUGUCCUAACACUGCAGUCGCUUUUGGAAAAUCCUCCUGGAGAUUUCCCAGAUGAACUCAGGGAAGACAUUCUUAAGGGGCUUGUUCAGAUUUUCUCCUGUGUAAGGGAGGAGGGAAAGUUCUCACGUAGACUUAUUGAGUGCGUUAAUGUCUACUUGUUGAAAGAUGGUCCAAAUUUGGGUUGCCAGUCUUUGGAGAUACACAAUGCUGUGCAGCAAUUUGUCUUUCGUUUUUGGAUGACAACGCAUGACAGGGUUUUGAAGGAUGCAUUUAUACUCUAUGCUAGGUUGCAGCUGAAUCUAGCAAGAGGUAUUGCUGAUAGAAGUUUGUUGAUUGAACAAUUUUUGGAUGUAGUAUGUAAGGAACUAGAUCAAAGCAGUAUAUCCAGCAUAAGCAUGCCCAGAACAGACGCAACCAAGGAGGAUAAGUCUGGAACUUUGAGUGGCUCACAAAGUAGUUUGGUGGAACUUGCAGCCCAUGUUUUUUAUCAGGCCUGUGUUAACACGUGUAAAGCACAGCCAUCUGAAAAGCGGGUAAAAAGGGAACAUGCUACUGUCAUUUUAAAAGAAGCACUUACUGAAGGAAAAUGGUUAUGGAAUGCAGCAUUUUGUUGUCUUGUUCAUAACUACUACAGUCGCAUGAAUAAAGAUCUUUUCAUAUACUGGUUUGAAGGCCUUUUGAAAAGCUUUGAGAGGAUUUUGAGUGAUGCAUGUAUGGGGCAUGCUUAUGAUGGUUUGCUGUGGACCUUGAGGAGUUUGCAGGAGCUGUCUACUAUUUUGCCGCUUUCAGAUUCUCAAGUGGAGAUAUGGUCCAGGUCUUCAUCUAUAUCAAAUGAGUUGGAUUCUAGUUGGCAAUUAUUAUGGAGCUGUAUAAUGCACGGGCUGCCAUUAUUGAGUAAUAUAACUGCAGUUGCAGAUGCGGCUCUUUUCCUACUUGGAAGUAUUAUAUCCAAUCAUUUGACAAAUACCUUUGUUGUGCCUCAAGAUGUAUGGGACCUCAAGUUAUUUAAGCAAAUGCCUUCAAGGUCUGUUUUGUACUUCAUUGCAUGCUAUUUUUCUCAUAAGGGUUCUCAAGGUGACCUUCGAGACUCUUUGCAUCUUCGGAAGAAUCUCUUGACAACAAUUUUGAGCUAUGUGAACUGGAAGGAAUUUUCCAUAUUAAAUGAGCAUAUGGUACUGUUGUUGCCAGCCGCUGUUUAUGCUCUUUGUGCUGGCUGUGCCCCAUUCACACAUUGUUCCAAAGGACUUGCCCUGUUGCACACUUUUUUCAUGGACAAAUUUGAGGCUGCAGAUAAUUGGGUUAAGACAGACGAAAAUGAGAAUGAAAGGCUUUGUGGACUCUUUGAAUGCUCAGUGGAGGUUUUGGCAAAAAUUUAUUUGGGUUCUCAAGUUGAGAUUGCUUCACACAAAAAUCAAAGCGUACGCCUUUCCAGACAAUUAAGAGAUCCGCUGCAGCAUGAAAUGGAGACUCAUAUUCUUGGAGCUCUGAUGAAUAACCAAAUCAGCAAAAGGCCUUUAUCUGAUGUUUUAUUUAUAUGCGCACUAUUAUCUAAUUUUAUACAUGGCUCAUUGGUAACAAGGAAAAGAGAAGAAAUAUUACCCUUUCUCACCAAAAUGGGCCAGUAUUUACUAGAAUUGCUAGAUCAUGCUGUUAUUGUAAUUAAAGAAAAUGGCAACGACUUCCAAUCUCUUGGUUGUUCAAGCUCUAGUUCUGACUGCAAUUCAAAAGACAAUAUUUUAGCUUCAUUUAGAAGCCUUCUCUUCUCUCUAAUCUUUGUCAAAGGGGGAGAUGAAAAUUCUUUGGACCCUGUACUUUAUGGUGCUAUAAUUCAAAAUAUAGAGAGGCUUUUGCAGGCACUUGCUGAACUAUAUGAACGAUUUGCUGAAAGUGCACAAAAUUCUCAUUCUGACUUGACGAUGUCUUCACAUUCAUCUGAUGCUUCCUUUCAAAUAUCUUGCCCACUAGAUAGCAAUAGAAGUAGGAUUGUGGACAUGGAUUUAGAUGUGAAUGAAGAUACAAAUAAUGUGGAUAUUCUGAAUUUUGGUGGCAGAAUUACUAGUGGUAUAUCCUUUUCUAUGGUUAGCUGGAAGUUGGGAAUGGUUUCAAUUAUUUCAGGUUUUUUCUCAGUCAUAGAUUUUGUCACUUGGGAUAUCCUUCUUGAACUUAUGAGAAAAGAAUGUGACACAAAGGUCUAUGACCGGGUUCUUUACUAUUUGUGUCAACAUCCAGACUGGUCCUCUUCUGCAAAGAUUAUGGACUUGGUCAAAACAAUGCAUAACAUGAUGGAGAUACGAGUUAGUGUCAAACUUGAUUGUGCUAGUAUGCUUGCUGCUGGUCAAAGAUUGAUCUGUACCUUGCUAUCCUUGGAUGCUGUUGGAAAGGCUGCUGACAAAAAGUCAACUGUAAAAGAAUAUGAUCCUAUUUUGAUAAGUCUUGGAAAUUUACUUAGCAAAGUUGCAGAAUUUGGUCUUCUUGACUGGAUGGGACGGGCUAAGCUAAUUGAGUGCAUUUGUGAUCUUCUCUUACUCAGUCCUCAAGUUGGACAGACAAUGAUAGAAAGGUUAUUCUUACUCCUUCAAGAUCCUGAAUUUCGAGUAAGAUUUUCUCUGGCUCAGCGAAUUGGUGUUCUUUUUGAAACAUGGGACGGCCAUGAGGAACUUUUCCAAGAUAUCUGUUCAAACUUUGGUAUCACAAUGGUGCUCCACUCGAAAGGAAAACUUGUUAGUGCUAAAGAGGUCCUAGGUGCUGGUCCUCAGCCACGCCCAAGAAUAGAAACUGUUAUUAUUACUCUCAUGCAUGUUGCUCUGCAUAGUGAUAAAACAGAGUUGGAGGCCAUUUUUAUGAUAUGUGUGGUUGCUGCUAUUGACCCUUGUCAUAGGGAGUUGGUCAAUGCAGUAAUUGAUAACCUAUCAAGGCAGCUCCAAUAUGCAACUAGGUUCAAGUACUUGGAGGAACUUAUUGGAACAAUUCUUUUUUUCUGGGUUGCUUGUGGUGUUAGCCUAGUUUCUCUUGUCGAGAUAAGGCAACUUUUUGUGCCUGAUGCAGAGCCUGGUUAUUUCAUGCAAUACUGUUUCCAUUGGCUUCUUCCAGCUUUAGUUUUGCAUGAGGACAACUCCAACAUGAAUUGGGUGGCUGAGGUUGCUUCUCAAUCUUUGGCUGUUCUAAUUAGAAACAACUUUGUACCAAUAUUUUCAGUCUGUAUGGUAUUGCAUUGUAGUAAGAGACCUGGUUCAGAUAAGGCAGCUUUGGUGCUUCAGAGUUCAAUUUUGCAUUUUGCUGAGAUAUCCGAGAAUGAAAGAGACAAGCUCAUAAAGAAACAUAUGGUAUCUAUUGUGAGCCACAUACUGUCCCUUACUUCUUGUGCAUCAGAUCCUGAAGUCCCUUUCUUUUCCAAAGAUAUGGUUGCACGUGCAGUUCAAACAGUUGUUGAUGGAUUUUUGGAAAUGGAGGAUUAUCCUACAGGUGUAGCUGUUCUCGACAAGAUUAACAUUUUUCGGGCAGAUAGAGUUUUCAUGUUUAUAGUAGAAAUGCAUUAUAGAAUAGCAGCAGCGAUUCAUCAUAGGCAUAAAUGUCAUAGGUUGGCAAGUAUUGAGGUCCUCAUCGACAUUCUUGGGCACAGAGCUGCUGUUUCAAGCACUUUGAACUACCUUUUCAAUUUGAUUGGGCAAUUUAUUGGUUGUCAAGCUUUGCAAGAUCAAUGUUGUCAUGUAAUUUCUGCAUUGCUCAGAAUAUUUAAAAGCAACCCAUCCAAAGAAGCUGGUAGAGUUCUAGGUGAACAGCUUCAGUUUCUGGUAUCUAAGUUGGUGCCAUGUUGCAUUCCCUCUGACACUACUGGGGAGCAUUCUGGCACUAGAUCAUCUGCCGUCUUGUCUUUGCUCCUCCAGCUAACUGUGGAUUCUGAUCCUUCUCUUCAUGAUUAUAUUACAGAGUUGGAACCUUUCCCGGAGAUAGAUGUCUUUAAUGAGGUUCAGGAGCUCCAUCAGAAGUUAUGCCAAGCCUACUCUCCAAGGGACCACUUACUGAAGUUUGUGAAGAGAUCUUGUUAUCUUCCACCGAGAUUACUUUUAUCGAGUGUCCAGACACUCCACAAGAAGUUGAUCAUGGGGGAAAAUAUUCAGCAGGAAAGGAAUGCAGAGGACAUUGGAAGAGUUAUACAUUGGCAUUCUGAUUCUGAAAUUGUGAAGGCAGUUUGGACACUAGUUAAUAUGUGUGGUUCAGAUGAUGCAAUUGGUAUUAGACCUUUGGUGUCUGAUUUUGUUUCGCGGGUUGGCAUUGGGGAUCCACACUGUGUUGUAUUCCAUCUACCUGGAGAGUCUAAUGACAUUAAUGUUUGCAAAUCCAUAGCUGAAGACAACCCUACUGAAAUCAAUUUUGGCAUGGAGACUGUUGUAUCUGAAGAACUUCUUAUAAGACUUUUGAAACUGUUGAAGAAAUAUCUGAUGGAUGAUUAUGUUAGAAUAGUUGAUUUGACAUCACAAACUCUUCGGGGAAUACUUUCAACUGAAAGGGGUCAAAGAGCUAUACUGUCAUUUGAUUAUUAUGAAAGGUCCCUUAUUGAGAUUCACUCCAAGGGUGUCAAUGUUAAGCUGGUGGAGAAGUUUCUUUUCGAUAUGGAAAGGAGGUUUAGAGCUGAAGCAACUCCAAUAGAGGAGUUUACUGUAUGGGAAACGCAAAACAAAACAUUUGAGAUGUGGAUUUGUCCUCUUGUGUACUCGCUUAUUGGCUACAGCAAUGACGUCAUUUUAAGGUUAUGUCAAGACAUUGUGUUGGUUAAAUCUGAAGUUGCCGAGCUUUUGCUGCCAAGUGUUAUUGUAGAUCUAGCUGGAAGGAAGAAUAUGGACAUUGACUUUCACAAGUUAAUAUCUUUGCGGGUGCAGGAGCGUGUAUUGACAGAGUCUAAUAAGUUGAUAAAAUCCAUCCAAGUCUUCUUGAAAGCACUUAACAAACUUCGGUUAUGCUAUGUCUUGGAAAAGUCCUCCUUUUUACCAUCCAAUCGAGAAAGUCUCAAGAGUGCUAAGCCUUCCAGUUAUGGCUCAAAAUCCCGUUCUACUGCUGUAAAGGCCAGAGAUUCAAUAGCUGCAUCCAGUUCAAUGGCAAUGUCAACAUCUUCGUGGGAGAAGGUUUAUUGGCUAGCCAUUGAUUACCUCAUUGUUGCCAAGUCAGCAAUAAUUUGUGGCUCCUACUUUACCUCUAUGAUGUAUGUGGAGUACUGGUGUGAAGAAAAUUUCAAUAGCCUUACCCUAGGGAAUCCAGAUUUUACCCAUCUUGAGGUGUUGCCAGAUCACAUUGAAGUUCUUGUCUCAGCUGUUACUCAAAUCAAUGAACCUGACAGCUUAUAUGGGAUAAUCCAGUCACACAAGUUGACAUCUCAAGUUGUUACCUUUGAGCAUGAGGGAAACUGGAGCAAAGCCCUAGAAUACUAUGACUUACAAGUCCGUUCAAAUGCCAUGAUGCAAACGAAUGGUGGAUCUGGAACUUUAUUAGCUGAGCAUAAUCAACCAGCAGCAUGUCUAGUCCUAUCUGCAUCAAAAGAUGAGAUUAAGCAGAGAAAACCUUACAAAGGUCUGAUUAGAUCUCUUCAACAAAUUGGCUGCACGCAUGUGCUAGAUUUAUAUUGCCUGGGUUUGACUUCUCGGAAGGGCCAGUUUCAGCAUGAUUUGGAGUUCACAGAAUUGCAGUUUGAGGCUGCUUGGCGUGCAGGAAACUGGGAUUUCUCCUUCCUUGUCCAUGGAGGCAAUUCUUCUUCGCAUCAAAAUGUUAAAAUUGAUCAUUUCAAUGAAAAUUUGCACAGCUGUUUGAGGGCAUUGCAAGAGGGGGAUUUUGAUGAAUUUCACCAAAAACUGAAAGGUUCAAAGCAGGAGCUUGUGUGGUCUGUCUCUUAUGCAAGCGAGGAAAGCACUGAAUACAUAUAUUCCACAAUAAUUAAACUUCAGAUCCUUUAUCAUCUUAGCAUGGCCUGGUUUAUACGAUGGACGUCAUCUCCAUGUGAAGCGAAAGAACUUUGUCCUAAGAAGCAGCAAAGUUUUUCAGAACCUGUAUUCCCUACCAUGGAACAGUUAUCAUGGUUGAAUAUGGACUGGAGCAAGAUUUUGGAGCGAACACAACUUCAUAUGAAUUUGUUAGAACCAUUCAUAGCAUUCAGACGAGUGCUACUUCAGAUCUUGGGUUGUAAUGAAUGUUCUAUGCAACAUCUUUUGCAGUCUACGUCCACUCUUCGCAAGGGUUCUAGGUUUUCUCAAGCUGCGGCAGCUUUGCAUGAGUUUAAGUUUCUUUGUCUUGGCACAGGGGAACAGACUACGUCAUUAUAUUGGCUUGGAAGGCUUGAGGAAGCAAAGUUACUGCGUGCAGAAGGUCAGCAUGAGAUGGCUAUUAACCUUGCAAAAUAUAUAUCGGAAAAUUGUCAUUCAACUGAAGGACCUUCAGAUGUGUAUCGCUUAGUCGGGAAAUGGCUGGCAGAAACUAGAUCUAGCAACUCAAGGACUAUUUUAGAGAAGUAUCUGAAACCUGCAGUUUCCCUAGCGGAGGAUCUGAAGGCAACUCACAAAAAAGCGAUAGAAAGACAAAGCCAAACUCAUUUUAAUCUUGCACACUAUGCAGAUGCUCUAUUUAGGUCGUAUGAGGAAAGACUAACCUCUAGCGAAUGGCAAGCAGCAAUGCGUUUAAGGAAACACAAGACAUUGGAGUUGGAGGCACUUCUUAGGCGGUUCAAAAGUUCUACAAAGGGGGACAAGACUGACUAUUCAACAAAAAUACAAGAGUUGCAGAAACAGCUUACAAUGGAUAAGGAAGAGGCUGAGAAACUGCAGGAUGAUCGGGACAAUUUUCUCAGCCUAGCAUUAGAGGGAUACAAGCGUUGUCUGGUCAUAGGCGAAAAAUAUGAUGUACGAGUGGUGUUUCGACUUGUUUCCCUAUGGUUCACCCUCUCUUCUAGACAAAAUGUCAUUGAUAACAUGCUCCAAACUAUCAAUGAGGUCCAAUCAUAUAAGUUUGUAGCAUUAGUUUAUCAAAUUGCUUCAAGAAUGGGGAGCUCAAAGGAUAGUGUGGGACCUCAUAAUUUUCAGUUUGCUUUAGUUUCCCUUGUGAAGAAAAUGGCCAUAGAUCAUCCGUAUCAUACAAUUUUUCAGCUUCUUGCUCUAGCAAACGGUGACCGUAUCAAGGACAAACAGCGUAGCCGAAACUCAUAUGUGGUGGAUAUGGAUAAAAUACUUUCAGCAAGAAAUCUUCUAGAUGAGCUUUCAUCAUAUCAUGGAGCUGUUAUUGGCCAAAUGAGACAAAUGGUCGACAUCUACAUAAAGCUUGCAGAGCUUGAAACAAGGAGAGAGGAUACGAACAGAAGGGUGGCACUACCAAGAGAUAUCCGCAGUGUUCGAGAUUUAGAACUGGUACCUGUGGUGACAGCUAGCUUUCCAGUUGAUCGUAACUGUAAUUAUCAUGAUGGUUCUUUCCCAUACUUCAGAGGAUUAGCGGAUUCGGUUAUGGUAAUGAAUGGUAUUAACGCCCCAAAAGUGGUUGAAUGUAUUGGCUCUGAUGGUAAAAAAUAUCGACAACUAGCAAAAUCUGGAAAUGACGACCUUAGACAAGAUGCAGUUAUGGAGCAAUGUUUUGGUCUGGUUAACACUUUUUUACAAAAUAAUCGAGAUACGUUGAAGAGGAGAUUAGGUGUGCGUACAUACAAGGUUAUUCCUUUUACUCCAAGUGCUGGUGUUCUUGAAUGGGUUGAUGGCACUCUUCCCCUUGGAGAAUAUCUUAUAGCAAGUACGAGAAAUGGUGGUGCUCAUGGUCGCUAUGGAAUUGGAGACUGGUCAUUUCUAAAAUGCAGAGAGCUCAUGUCAAAUGCCAAAGACAAGCGUAAAGCAUUCCAGCAAGUUUGUGAGAAUUUCAGACCAGUUAUGCAUCACUUUUUUCUCGAGAGAUUCUUGCAACCAGCUGACUGGUUUGAGAAGAGACUUGCGUAUACGCGUAGUGUGGCUGCAAGUUCAAUGGUGGGUUAUAUUGUCGGCCUUGGAGACAGACAUGCCAUGAAUAUCUUAAUUGAUCAAACCACUGCAGAGGUUGUUCACAUAGAUCUUGGUGUUGCUUUUGAACAAGGGUUGAUGCUCAAGACACCAGAGCGGGUUCCAUUCAGACUGACAAGAGACAUAAUUGACGGCAUGGGGGUUACUGGAGUGGAAGGGGUUUUCAGAAGAUGUUGUGAGGCAACUCUCGCUGUUAUGCGUACAAAUAAAGAAGCAUUACUGACCAUUGUUGAAGUAUUUAUCCAUGAUCCCUUGUAUAAAUGGGCUUUAUCCCCUCUGAAAGCCUUGCAGCGCCAAAAGGAAAGGGAUGAUGAUCUGGAGACAAGUUUGGAAGACUCACAAGAUGAAUAUGAAGGGAACAAAGAUGCUGCACGUGCACUGAUGCGUGUCAAGCAAAAGCUAGAUGGAUAUGAAGAAGGUGAAUUAAGAAGUAUAAACGGACAGGUUCAACAGCUUAUACAAGAUGCCAUUGAUCCGGAGCGUUUAUGUCAAUUGUUUCCUGGAUGGGGAGCUUGGAUGUAAAUGUUAUCUUUCCCCAAUUUGCGCAGUCAUAUUGUACAGGCGGUUUUAGUUUAGUUAUAUAAACCAAGAGGCUGUUGGGUUUGGUUGGUGGAUGCAUAGAGAAGGUAAAAGUUUUGGUAAUAGAAAAUCUGUUGGACAAUGGAGGUAGGUGAUAAGGUUCAGUUAUAAUAGAAACCCAGUGGGUUGCACUUCAGAAAGAGGAAACAGAACAGAAGAAUACAAGACUAACAAGAGGAGAGAAACUGAGAAUAGAUUGUAUUAAGAUGACAAAAUGAAUCAAGUUACCUUUACAAUUGAGCAAAUUUCCUUUACAUUUUUUUUUUUUUUUUUUUUUUUUCAAUUUUUUUUUUUUUUUUUUUUUUUUUUUUUUUUUUUUUUUUUUUUUGAAGACUAAUUUAUAAUUAAUUGUUUAUCUCAUACCAUUCAAAUUAAAUAAUAAUCCAUAUUAACAAAAUGUGUAUGGAUAGGCCUGGCCCAAGUCCCUAGGACAUUUAAGGACACGUGGAAUUUAGAAAGCUGUGGGGUGGUAAUUUUGGCCACCAACCUAUCUUGGACUUUGGGAUGAGGUUGGGUUUGGGACCCUUGGCUGCAUGUGUCAUGAUCUGAUUAUGAUGGCGAUGGUAUUUCUUGUUUUUCCCUGUAA